Xenopus laevis (African clawed frog) is the source of this 2391-nucleotide messenger RNA. RefSeq names its product extracellular calcium-sensing receptor. The record is from RefSeq and is a predicted model, not a curated record. NCBI's taxonomy places the organism in Eukaryota, Metazoa, Chordata, Amphibia, Anura, Pipidae. The transcript is spliced from 6 exons. Bases 1 to 2391 code for a protein of 796 amino acids.
AUGAGGUUCAGGUACGAAAAUUACCAGCAGUUCCAGGCCAUGAGAUAUGCAGUGGAAGAAAUCAACCAAAGGUCUGACCUCCUCCCCAACAUCACCUUGGGUUUCUAUGCCUACGACUCUUGUGCCGCUCAACAAAAUGAGAUAAAGGGAACAUUGUGGAUGCUGACUGGCACAAAUGAGGUCAUGCCUAAUUACUGCUGCAGAAAAAGCCCCCCUCUAUCUGCUAUUAUUGGUCACUCAAAGUCCACUUACUCCAUGCUCAUUGGUCAUAUUCUUGGAUUAUACAAAUUCCCACAGAUCAGCUACUUCUCAACCAGUUCUCUUCUCAGUGACAGGACAACGUUUUCCUCCUUCUUUAGAACUGUCCCAAGUGAUGUCUUUCAGUCCAGAGGUCUGGCCCAAAUGGUGUUACAUUUUAAAUGGACAUGGGUCGGGCUCAUAGCUUCUAAUGAUGAUUAUGGCUAUAAAGGUUUAGAAGUUAUCAAACAGGAGAUAACAAAAGGAGGAGCUUGUGUAGCCUAUAUAAUAUAUAUGUCAAGAAACCUCAUUGAUCAAAACAUACAUAACAUUGUGCAGGUCAUAAAAGAGUCAAGUGCCAAUGUGCUGGUGGCCUUUUGUACGGACGUCUACUUAAUCCCUGUUCUGGAUGAGAUGCUUAAGCAAAAUGUAACUGGAAAAAGUUUUGUUGCCAGUGAAGCUUGGUCCAUUUCAAAUGUCUUAACUGUGCCAAAAUACUCUUCUUUGCUGUCUGGAACUAUUGGCUUUGCUUUUCAUAGUUCAACUAUCCCAGGGUUUCAAAAUUAUUUGAACUCCAUUAAUCCGCUCAAUACACCAGGGACAAUGUGGUCAACAUUUUUCUGGGAAGAAGCAUUUGGGUGCACGUUUCCUAACCAGACAAACCACUCUAUUAUUGUGAAUGAUCUAGAAAACCCAUGCACAGGAGAUGAAAAUCUAGAAAACCUUCAGAACAGCUAUAAUGAUGUUUCCAGUUUAAGAGCUUCUCACAAUAUCUAUACUGCUGUGUAUGUCAUAGCAAAAGCUCUGGAUGACCUCAACCAUUGCCGAACUUUGGCUGGGCCAUUGUUUAACAAAUAUUGUUCAAAGUUAAAUAACUUUGAGCCAUGGCAGCUUUUGCAUUACUUUAAGAAAGUCCGGGUAAAGCUAAGCAAUGAUCGAGAAGUUUACUUUGAUGAGGAUGGAAAUCCACCAGCUGUAUAUGAUAUAGUGAACUGGCAUCUGGGGUCAGAUGGCACCAUAAGGCAGGUGAAAGUUGGAAACUAUGACGCAACGGAUACUUCAAGAAAUAUAUUUAGCAUCAAUAUUAGUGCAAUAUGGUGGCCAACAGAAAAUAAUGAGAUUCCAUUUUCUGUUUGCGGACAGAGCUGCCCAGUGGGGUUCAGGAAAGCGCCAAGAAGAGGAAAACCAGUGUGCUGCUUUGAGUGUGUUCCAUGUGCCCAAGGAGAGAUCUCCAAUCAAACAGAUUCCAUUGACUGUUUGAAGUGUCCCUGGAACAUGUGGCCCAACAGCAGAAGAGACAGAUGUUUUCCAAAACCCAUUGAGUUCCUUUCCUAUGAAGAUUCUUUGGGAAUCACACUGGCAGCAAUAAGUAGUUUCUCUUGUGUAGUUCCAAUUUCUAUCUUUCGACUUUUCAUUCAUUAUAAAUCCACCCCAAUUGUGAGAGCCAAUAACCAUUAUGUAAGCUGUAUUCUUUUAGUAUCUUUAUCUUUCUGCUUCCUCUGUGCUUUGGCUUUCAUUGGUUACCCACAACCUGAGAAGUGUCUUCUACGUCAGGCUGCAUUUGGUCUUGUCUUUGCCCUCUGUGUGUCCUGCAUUUUGGCCAAAACUAUUAUAGUUGUAUUUGCCUUCAUGGCCACUAAACCUGGGAGCAGCCUCAAAAAAUGGACAACUCCGUAUUUGCCCUACAUGAUCAUUGUCAUUUGCACCCUUAUACAAUUCACUUUGUGUGUUUUAUGGUUGACCAUCUCUCCUCCUUUCCCUCAAUACAAUAUUGAAGCCAAACCUGGAAUCAUUGUUGUAGAGUGCAAUGAAAACUCUCCAUUUGCCUUCUGGUGCAUGCUGGGAUAUCUUGGAUUUUUAGCCUCUGUCAGUUUUACUGUUGCUUUUCUGGCCAGGAGGCUCCCAGACAACUUCAACGAGGCCAAAUUAAUAACAUUCAGUAUGUUGGCCUUCCUCAGUGUCUGGGUGUACUUUAUUCCGGCUUCUCUCAGUGCCCAGGGCAAGUAUACUGUUGCCAUGGAGAUCUUUGCAAUUCUGACUUCCAGCUGGGCCCUUGUGGUCUGCAUGUUCCUCUCCAAAUGUUUCAUUAUAUUGUUCAGACCCAACAUGAACUCCAGAGAAAAUCUCAUGGGGAAAGACAGGGGAAGGAAAUAA